AUGCCUUCUCGCCUCAGCAACGGGGCGUCGCAUACCAAGUUCGAGCUGCCCGCCCUCAACCUCGACUUUGGCAGCAUCACCGACGGCACCAACAUCCCCCCGCCUCCCGCCUCGCCCGUCCAGGAGGUGCCCACGCCGCCCCAGACCCCGCCCGCCGACAAGAAGGAGCCUGCCGCCAUCGCCAAGGCCAAGCCCGAGGCCGCCGUUCCCAACGGGACUCCCAACGGGACUGACAAGCCCGUCACUUCCACACCACCAAAUGGUAAUCUUGCCGGAACCAAGCGACCCGCCGAUGAGGCGCCCCUGAGCCCCGCUGGAUCCGGCCGCCAGGGCAGCCUCCGCAGGCUGUUUAGUAGGAAUAUGCUAAACGCUAGUUAUACAGAGGGCCGGUCGCCGCUGACGGCCAACGGCUCCGUCACCAACCUGGCCCGACCCGAGAGCCGCGGCGCCUCGAGCGUCGUCGACGACCGCAAGUCUAAGCGAAGCAGCGGCUGGUUCCGGCGCCUACGGGGCGGCGACCCCAAGCGGUCCAGCCUCAUCUUCGAGGACGCCGCGUCCACGAUAUCUGUCCCCUCCCCGAAGAAGCCCUCGGGCCCCCCUCCCCCGAUGAUCCCGGAGCUUGCCGACCUCGAAAAGGACGACGGAGGCCUCGGCUACGACAUGUUUAAGAAUAUCAAAUAG
This is a messenger RNA of Purpureocillium lilacinum, 681 nucleotides long. RefSeq lists its product as uncharacterized. The record is from RefSeq and is a predicted model, not a curated record. Lineage: Eukaryota; Fungi; Ascomycota; Sordariomycetes; Hypocreales; Ophiocordycipitaceae.